UGAGCCACCACACUCACCCCACAAGUUUCAUUUUGAAGUAGUCCAGGGGCCUUGGUACUGCAAGGGGUGAGGACUGUGGAUCAAAUAGUGAUGGUUUUAAAUGGGAGGGAAUAAAGUCUGCAAAAUUUCCCCAGAUUAUUUUGAAGAGCUCCUCUCCUCCCCACCCCUCCUAUCCUACUUUCUACAGCCUGGUCUAGGGGCAGGAAAUCUGGAAGAAGAUUCUCGGAGGAGGGCCCCAGAACUCAGCUCCCCAGUUAAUGGCUAAUGGAAUUUGCACAACAGCUGGGCAAAGGCAGCCAAGACAAAGCGAAAGGCAGGGCAGCAUGAGCCGAUCACCCUUCAAUCCCAACCAACUCCGAUCAGUGGGCUCCCAGGAUGCCCUGGCUCCCCUGCCUCCACCUGCUCCCCAGAAUCCCUCCACCCACUCUUGGGACCCUCUGUGUGGAUCUCUGCCCUGGGGCCUCAGCUGUCUUCUGGCUCUGCAGCAUGUCUUGGUCAUGGCUUCUCUGCUCUGUGUCUCCCACCUGCUCCUGCUUUGCAGUCUCUCCCCAGGAGGACUCUCUUACUCCCCUUCUCAGCUCCUGGCCUCCAGCUUCUUUUCAUGUGGUGUGUCUACCAUCCUGCAAACUUGGAUGGGCAGCAGGCUGCCUCUUGUCCAGGCUCCAUCCUUAGAGUUCCUUAUCCCUGCUCUGGUGCUGACCAGCCAGAAGCUACCUCUGGCCAUCCAGACACCUGGAAACUGUGAGCACAGAACAAGGGCAAGGGCCUCCCUCAUGAUGCACCUGUGUAGGGGACCUAGCUGCCAUGGCCAGCGGCACUGGAACACUUCUCUCCAGGAGGUGUCCGGGGCAGUGGUGGUAUCUGGGUUGCUGCAGGGCACGAUGGGGCUGUUGGGGAGUCCUGGCCGCGUGUUCCCCCACUGUGGGCCCCUGGUGCUGGCUCCCAGCCUGGUUGUGGCAGGGCUUUCUGCCCACAGGGAGGUAGCCCAGUUCUGCUCCGCUCACUGGGGGUUGGCCUUGCUGGUUAUCCUGCUCAUGGUGGUCUGUUCUCAACACCUGGGCUCCUGCCAGUUUCAUGUGUGCCCUUGGAGGCGAGCUUCAGCUUCAUCAACUCACACUCCUCUCCCUGCCUUCCGGCUCCUCUCGGUGCUGAUCCCAGUGGCCUGUGUGUGGAUCAUUUCUGCCUUUUUGGGGUUCAGUGUUAUCCCCCAGGAACUGUCUGCCCCCACCAAGGCACCCUGGAUUUGGCUGCCUCACCCAGGUGAGUGGAAUUGGCCUUUGCUGACGCCCAGAGCUCUGGCUGCAGGCAUCUCCAUGGCCUUGGCAGCCUCCACCAGUUCCCUGGGCUGCUAUGCCCUGUGCGGCCGGCUGCUGCAUUUGCCUCCCCCACCUCCACAUGCCUGCAGUCGAGGGCUGAGCCUGGAGGGGCUGGGCAGUGUGCUGGCCGGACUGCUGGGAAGCCCCAUGGGCACUGCAUCCAGCUUCCCCAACGUGGGCAAAGUGGGUCUUAUCCAGGCUGGAUCUCAGCAAGUGGCUCACUUAGUGGGGCUACUCUGCAUGGGGCUUGGACUCUCCCCAAGGUUGGCUCAGCUCCUCACCACCAUCCCGCUGCCUGUGCUUGGUGGGGUGCUGGGGGUGACCCAGGCUGUGGUUUUGUCUGCUGGAUUCUCCAGCUUCUACCUGGCUGACAUAGACUCUGGGCGAAAUAUCUUCAUUGUGGGCUUCUCUAUCUUCAUGGCCUUGCUGCUGCCAAGAUGGUUUCGGGAAGCCCCAGUCCUGUUCAGCACAGGCUGGAGCCCCUUGGAUGUAUUACUGCACUCACUGCUGACACAGCCCAUCUUCCUGGCUGGACUCUCAGGCUUCCUACUAGAGAACACAAUUCCUGGCACACAGCUUGAGCGAGGCCUAGGUCAAGGGCUACCAUCUCUUUUCACUGCGCAAGAGGCUCGAAUGCCUCAGAAGCCCAGGGAGAAGGCUGCUCAAGUGUACAGACUUCCUUUCCCCAUCCAAAACCUGUGUCCCUGCAUCCCCCAGCCUCUCCGCUGCCUCUGCCCACUGCCUGAAGACCCUGGGGAUGAGGAAGGAGGCUCCUCUGAGCCAGAAGAGAUGGCAGACUUGCUGCCUGGCUCAGGGGAGCCAUGCCCUGAAUCUAGCAGAGAAGGGUUUAGGUCCCAGAAAUGACCAGUAUGCCUACUUCUGCUCUGGUUAAUUUAGCACUAACUCUCAUCUGCUGGAGAAUCAGCUCCCAAACUGUUCUUUCUCAUAGGCAGAGGGUAUGUGUGUGUAUUACAUGGGCCCGCCUAGAGGUUCCAUUUCCCAGUAGGGUGGGUUGCCUUUCCUUGUCUUAAUUAGGCCUAGCUAUUCAGAGCAGAGGCCAUGAUUUAGCGGACCAUGAAUGAAUGAGAUUUUGCCUGUGUACUAUCAACGCCACUUGAACCCCAGCAUUCACUUUAACACGUAUUGAGAAUCUCCCAUGUGCAAGGUCCUGGAACUACAGGGUUAAGACAGGGUCCAUGCCCUCUCAAGGCAUUUACGGUUUAAAAAGACCUUUGUAAUUACUAACGAAAAUGCAAAGCAGAAAGCAGUCUGUAAUAAAGAUUAAAAUAAUGCUGUGGGAGCAAAGA
Messenger RNA from Piliocolobus tephrosceles (Ugandan red Colobus), 2623 nucleotides. RefSeq names its product solute carrier family 23 member 3 (gene SLC23A3). The record is from RefSeq and is a predicted model, not a curated record. NCBI's taxonomy places the organism in Eukaryota, Metazoa, Chordata, Mammalia, Primates, Cercopithecidae. Gene Ontology annotation, biological process: transmembrane transport. The transcript is spliced from 13 exons. The coding region runs from base 258 to 2180 and encodes 640 amino acids. Gene Ontology annotation, molecular function: transmembrane transporter activity. Gene Ontology annotation, cellular component: membrane.